Molecule: messenger RNA, 2082 nt
Organism: Helianthus annuus (common sunflower)
Lineage: Eukaryota; Viridiplantae; Streptophyta; Magnoliopsida; Asterales; Asteraceae
Product: acyl-coenzyme A oxidase 3, peroxisomal
Exons: 13
Coding region: 1-2082 (693 amino acids)
Biological process (GO): lipid homeostasis; fatty acid beta-oxidation using acyl-CoA oxidase
Cellular component (GO): peroxisome
Molecular function (GO): FAD binding; fatty acid binding; acyl-CoA oxidase activity
Source: RefSeq, a predicted model, not a curated record
AUGGAUCGGGUCAACUUCCGGGCCAAAGUCCUAACCGGGCAUCUCAAGAACCACCAUAACUCGACCAUCGAUCUCCUCCACACCGCCCAAUGCGUCAACUACUCCCCACCAGAACUCUGUGAACCGCCGUCUGCUUUCAACACGAAAGCACUCCGUAAGCUCCUAGAUGGAGAGAGCAUGGAUGAAAUCGACUAUAUCUUUAAUCUGAUGAUACAAAGUGACUUGUUUUGCCCAAGAGAAAGGGGCGGUAAAGUGUUUAUAUCUCCGGAUUUUAACAAGUCAAUGGAGCACCAGAGAGAAAUGACGAUGAAGAGAAUCAAUUACCUUAGAGAACAAGGAGCGUUCGAUGGGUGGCUGACUCGAAAGGGGCCUGAUGCCGAGCGUUCUGGAUUUACUCGUGGUAUCACUUUUGGUGUGUAUGAUCACUCUCUAGGGAUCAAACUUGGUGUCCAUUUCUUUCUAUGGGGUGGUGCAAUUCAGUUCAUGGGCACGAAGCGCCAUCAGGAUAAGUGGUUGAAGCCAACCGAAACUUAUGAAGUCAUAGGUUGCUUUGCAAUGACAGAGUUAGGACAUGGUAGUAAUGUCAGAGGCAUUGAAACAAUCACAAGAUAUGAUGCAAGCACUCAGGAAUUCAUCAUCACCACUCCUUGUGAAUCUGCUCAGAAGUAUUGGAUCGGAGGUGCAGCCAAUCAUGCUACCCAUGCAGUCGUUUUCUCGCAGCUCAAAAUCAAUGGUGUGAAUCAAGGAGUGCAUGCUUUCAUAGCCCAAAUCAGGGACGCAAAUGGAAAUAUAUGUCCAAAUGUUCGUAUUGCUGAUUGUGGUCAUAAAAUCGGCUUGAAUGGUGUUGAUAAUGGUCGAAUAUGGUUCGACAACUUACGAAUUCCUAGAGAGAAUUUGUUGAAUUCGGUUGCUGAUGUUUCCCCUGAUGGACAAUAUUCGAGUGCAAUAAAAGAUCCAGAUCAGAGAUUUGCAGCGUUUUUAGCUCCGUUAUUAUCCGGGCGUGUGACUAUUGCAGCAGGAUCAAUGAACAUAACUAAGAUUGGUUUAGCAAUUGCAGUACGGUACUCUUUAUCAAGGAGAGCCUUUUCUAUACGACCAAAUGAACCCGAGGUUCUCUUGCUUGAUUAUCCUAGUCAUCAAAGGCGUCUCUUGCCUCUUGUAGCGAAAACAUACGCUUUGAGUUUUGCUUCUGAAUAUCUGAAGAACAUAUACGUGAACAGAACACGCCAAUCAAUUAAAACCGUUCAUGUCGUUUCUAGUGCACUUAAGGCUACUUCAACCUGGCACGGCAUGAGAACCCUUCAGGAAUGUCGAGAAGCUUGUGGCGGGCAAGGUUUAAAGACUGAAAACCAUGUCGGUCAUUUGAAAAGUGAGUUUGACGUGCAACUUACUUUUGAAGGCGAUAAUUAUGUUCUAAUGCAACAGAUUAGCAAGGCACUACUCAAGGAGAUUUUGGCAGCCAAGAGAAGAAACAAACCAGUGAAAGGUUUGGGCCUUGAACACUUGAACAAACCCGCUCCCAUUAUCCCUUCUCACCUCACAAGCUCCGCUCUUCGGACAGCUCAGUUCCAGACCGACAUCUUCUGCCUACGGGAGAGAGAUUUGUUGCAUCGUUUUGAGACCGAAGUCUCACAACGCGAGGCUAGGGGAGAAAGCAUGGAACAUAUAUUUACAGUGACCUAUCAGAUCGCUGAGGAUUUGGGCAGAGCCUUCUCAGAUCGGUUAGUUCUACAAACAUUUCUUGACGUUGAAGCAACGGUUCCAGCUGGCUCGUUAAAGGAUGUAUUAGGUCUACUAAGAUCAAUGUACACGACAAUUGUGAUGGAAGAAGAUGCAUCGUUUCUUCGAUAUGGCUACUUAUCAACAGACAAUGCAGCUGUGGUUAGAAAAGAGGUUUUGAAACUGUGCAGUGAGGUAAGACCACAUGCACUUGCUUUGGUCACUUCUUUUGGAAUCCCGGAUGCUCUUUUGGGGCCAAUAGCUUUCAACUGGAUCGAUGCCAAUGCAUGGUCUUCGGUUAAAGACAAUGACACAAUUAAAGACAAUGACACGGUGUUCUCAUUUUUUUCAAAUAUGUUGUAA